UUUUCUUGGAGGGCGUUAUUUUUAUUUCAGUGGAUAAAUUCACUCAAAGGUCCCCCAUCCUAUAUAAGACGAAAGGUUUCACAUAAGCUGUGCAUGAUUUGACCACACAUUUCUUUUUCCUCCUUCUCUCUUUCCAUCAUCUCUCUUUCACUUUCUUGUCAUUUCCUGUGAACCAACGUCCCCUGCCCCCCUUUUGAAGCAACUACAUGACAACACGAACAGCCAGAGGCACCUGUGAUCCCGCUCAGCGUAUCGGUACCUUUAUUGACAAUGACCGUCUGGAAAUCGUAGGCUUACUAGGCUUGGGAGCAUACGGUGCAGUUUAUCUUGGAAGACAUGUUCUUACUCGUAAACACUACGCCGUCAAAUGUCUUAAUAGAAUCGGCCUGACAAAACGACAACAUGGUUUCCAACAAAGAGAAAUUGCUCUCCAUCAAAUGCUGUCAGAUCAUCCUAAUAUCUUGACACUGGAGAAAGUCAUUCACACUACCGAAUGUAUCUACAUGAUACUAGAAUACUCCCGAGAAGGAGAUCUAUUUAAUGCUAUUACCGAAACCAAUUGUUAUGCGGGCAACGACCGUGCUAUCCGUCGAGUUUUUCUUCAAAUCAUUGAUGCUGUCAUGUACUGUCAUCACUAUGGUGUAUAUCACCGUGAUCUCAAACCUGAAAAUAUACUUGUAUUCGAAGGUGGUACCCGUGUCAAGCUCGCUGAUUUCGGACUCGCUACAACAGAUGAAGACUCUGUUGAUUUUGGAUGUGGAAGUACUUUUUAUUUCUCUCCAGAAUGCCAAGGAGGGAUUCAUCGAAAUAGCAAACCUUACAAGUCAGCACCCAACGAUGUUUGGUCAUUAGGGGUGAUCCUCAUUAAUUUAACCGCCGGCCGAAAUCCCUGGAAACAAGCCAGCGUGAAAGAUGAUACUUUUAAUGCAUACUUGCAGAAUCCGGAUUUUUUACUAUCCAUACUACCCAUCACAACUGAAUUGAAUGAGAUCAUAAAACGUAUCUUCUGUAUCAAUCCUGAUAAGCGUAUCCAACUUCAUGAACUAAGGAGACAAAUCGCUUCUUGCCGACAUUUCACUCGUCUAUCCAUAUGUCACGAAUCUUCUACAGCAGUUCCAUUACCUAUUCCAGAAACUGCUGCCAGGGCAUGUGCCAAACCUCGCACACCACCCCAAUCACCUACCUGUGCUGAAGAGGAAGCGGCCGCCACGAUUCCAUCUCCGCUCUCCUUCGAUAUGCCAGCCACACCUACUUACUCCUGUUCACUGGAUGAAGUCAAAGCUGCUACCACCAAUUCUACCCUCUCCAGCUCUUCCUGGCAGUCCAUUGGAGGUACGGAUAUUGUUACUGCCACUGCAACUCCGACGGCAAAUUUUGACCUGCAAUGUCGGAUUACCCUUUCUGCAAGUACGAAGGACGAAAUUUUACCCAAUAUGCAAACUGGAACAGUACCAUCUGAUCGUCGUUUUGAGCAAGACCAUCAUGGCGUGGACCUCACGCACAUAAAGAACUCAGUAUUCGUCAAUUCAUUUUCCUUUCUCUAGAUAGCCCCCCCACCCCCACCCCACCUGAAACUUUCAGUUUUCAAACAGUAGCAACCGGCUUGCUCAUAGAUACCACCCAAAUGUUUGUCACUUUUUGUGAAUUUUUUUUUUAAUACCUUUUUGAAUGUAUAUAACUUUGCAAGCAAAUCCCCCCCCUCUCAGGGGAUUCUCACUAUCUAAUUUUUUUGAAAAAAUUAUCAAAAAGAGAAUAA
Molecule: messenger RNA, 1756 nt
Organism: Umbelopsis ramanniana AG
Lineage: Eukaryota; Fungi; Mucoromycota; Umbelopsidomycetes; Umbelopsidales; Umbelopsidaceae
Exons: 2
Coding region: 207-1544 (445 amino acids)
Biological process (GO): intracellular signal transduction; protein phosphorylation
Molecular function (GO): ATP binding; protein serine/threonine kinase activity
Source: RefSeq, a predicted model, not a curated record